Orbicella faveolata is the source of this 4119-nucleotide messenger RNA. RefSeq names its product transcription factor 12-like. Gene Ontology annotation, molecular function: protein dimerization activity; DNA-binding transcription factor activity, RNA polymerase II-specific; RNA polymerase II cis-regulatory region sequence-specific DNA binding. Lineage: Eukaryota; Metazoa; Cnidaria; Anthozoa; Scleractinia; Merulinidae. The record is from RefSeq and is a predicted model, not a curated record. Gene Ontology annotation, biological process: regulation of transcription by RNA polymerase II. Gene Ontology annotation, cellular component: transcription regulator complex; chromatin.
AAAUGUUAUCCCAGGGAGAAAUAGACGGGAAUUUUAUUUAGCUUGGAAGGAAUACUCCCCUUCCUUGAUAUUUUGCAUCCUAAACAGAGAGAAAGUUUGGCUCAAUAACGUCACAAAUUGGCCAACCACAAUCCAGGAUGGCUUUGUUUGGGUUUAGUUAUCACGUGUAGUUGUCACGUGGACACAGUUGAUUUUCUUAGAAGGCGUAUGAUUGGUUGAAACAUAAUUGGAUCUGUCAAGACUAAUAAUUGCCAUGAUGAAAGCAACAAUAAGCUGUCAAUUAUUAUUUUUAGUCCCCUCCCUGGAGAGUUGGGCCGGUUAAACUUGGGAAUAUGGAGAAAACGAAGCCACGCGAAUUAGAGGAAAUUUGUAAAGCAAGUUGUUGAGUUGUGUUCGCGGAAAUUCCCCCCGCGCUGAACGCGCAUGGAAAACCGUUAAAAAGCCCAGAAUUGUUUUGGCUAAGUGCAGUCUGCCAGUUUGGUGAAACGAUCGACGGAAAGUUCGGUGCGUUGCCUUUGUUACCGAUUGACCUGAAGUUUUGGGGAUUUUUUGUGUGGUUGAGCUUAUUAUUCAAAAUCGAUUCGUCUCAAGCCUGCGUGCAUUCAUAGAAGGUCGUCGCGAUUUCUUCUUCGGACGGAGCUCUCAAUACUGGAACAUUUUGACGAAUGAAUCCGCACGCGGGAGAUAAGGAAUUGAGCGAUCUACUAGACUUCAGCGCGAUGUUUUCGCCGCCGGGAUCCAUGGUCGGCAGUAAAUCUAGUGGCUCUCUGACGGAAGCUGGGUUAUCGAGUUCCAUGCACGCAUCUCGAACAGGUUCUUUGGAUGAGACACCCACGUGGCAAGCCAGUUCAGUGUCGGCCUACGAAGCUCGGGGAUAUCACACAGAUAGUCACGGUGUAUACAGCACAAUCGACGAUGUUGAGGGCGACUUUAUUUCCCGCAAAGGAUCUGGCUUUGCCAAUUCGUAUCUCGGUUCAAAUUCUCUAGGAACUUUAGGUUACAGAGACUCGGGACUGUCAGGAAGCCAGGCUGGUCUUCCUCCACCACUGCAGACCUCUCAUGAUGUAUCUUUGUCAAGCCCAGACUGGAGAGGAAGGAAGUACAAGUCAAGCAAAACUAAUAGCUCUCUGUCGGUCUAUUCGCCUGGCGCUGAUGACAUGAUGCCUCAUCCUGGGGAUGCCCUAACUCAAUCCCAUUAUUCUCCAAAAGGAGGAAUCUAUGCAGACACUUACUACAUGGAUCAUGGCUCACCUGAUCCAUGGGGCCACAGUAGUCAGCUUGGCCCAGGAUCAUAUUCAAGUUCGGCAGGGUCAUAUAGCAACAGUUACGGCAUGCAUCCAAGAGACAGCAUGAGCGACGUUCGUGGUAUUCCUGUUUCAGCAUUAGCAAAGGGUCCAGCUAUUCACCAGUCUAGGGGAUACCAUCACCUGCCCCACGGUGAGCCAAUGGAUAGAAUUUCAUCAUUGCCACCUAUGACAUCCUUUAGGCAGUCUGGAAUGCACCAUGGGCAAUCAUCUCCCUACCUUCAUUCUUCUGUCUCACCUCCUCUCAAUGGAAGUGACCCAAUGGCCACUCACAGUUCAAGGGUCCCAACAUCUGGCUCACAGACUGGAGACACACUUGGCAAAGCCCUGGCAUCAAUUUACCCCACAGACAAUGGUGGCUCAUACUCUUCAAACCCAUCAACACCAGUUGCUUCUCCUCCUCCCUUAGCAAGUGUGAAUGAAAGGCCCUUGUCAGCUGGCUCUGGAGCUUCAGGACAUUCUGCAAGCUGGGGAAGAGCUAAUCAACCAACAUCACCUCCAUAUGAGAGCCACUUGCACUCUCUUCAAAGCAGAAUGGAGGAAAGGCUUGAUGAUGCUAUCCAUGUUCUACGUACCCAUGCUGAAGGUAGUCUCCCUCCUGGAAUGUCACCUGUUGUAGCUGGAAGCCUGCUGAGUGCAGCUGCUGCAGCUGCUGCUGCAGGUGUAAAUGGUGGUGUUCAGCCUGUAGGUUAUUCAUCAUCUGUGGGAAGUAGUGGACCUUCAGUCGUGCAACCCAUGGAUCAAAUGAGUGGUGGACAUAGUGGAAUGGAAGACGACCCUGGUAUGGCGUCCCCCAGUAACUUAUCAAGUAGAGGGGCAGGCUCACAGAUGUCUCCAAGUAACUCUGAGACCAGCGAGUCAAGAUAUGGCUCUAAAAUGGACACUGGGAGUGACGGUCCAAAAAGCAGCAAAGACUCGUCUUCAAAACAAGAUAUGAAGAGUAACGGGGAUCUAGGAGACGACAGGGUCAGUAGGGACUUAAUUGUAGAUGGUGAAGACGACGAUGAUAAAUUAACAGAUGAUGGUGGUGAUGAACCUGGCACUGGUAGAGUCAGAGUCGUGAGAGAACAAGAAAGAAGAUACGCCAAUAAUGCUAGGGAAAGGUUGAGAGUUCGAGACAUAAAUGGAGCCUUCAAAGAAUUGGGAAGAAUGUGUAUGAUGCAUUUACAGGGUGACAAAUCCAACUCUAAUUCUAAACAGACUAAGCUUGUCAUCCUUCACCAGGCAGUGUCGGUUAUCACAAGUUUAGAAUCACAAGUACGAGAACGAAACUUAAACCCAAAGGCAGCAUGUCUCAAAAGGCGCGAAGAAGAGAAGGUCGAAGAGGAGGCACCUGAGAAAAGAGCUGUGCCUGGAGUGGACAAACCUUUUGACACCACAGGCGCGGCGGCUGCUGGCCGCGGCAGAGGUAGACGAGGAAGAAGGUCGUCAAGAGGGGCCUUUAACGGAGGGGGUCGAGGCAUGCCUUGUGGACCACUUGACGGAUAUGAACCAACGGACCAUGGAGAGCCACCCUCCUUAAAUGCGUGACAAAAGUAACAAGGAACAAAGUUUUUAAUGGAAAAAAAGCUAUCAGAGUUUUAUGUAAUUUACAGAUAAAGUACUAAAUGCCGCAAAAUAAGUUUAGUGAAGAGGAAGAGAGAGAAAAAAGAAAUUCAAAGAAAGGACGAUCUCGUCCAUAUUGGCCACAUCUAUCACUCCUCUCUCAUGACGCGGCUCGAACAAGGCCAACACGAGGUUGAUAGCCUUCUGGGCGUGACUUCGCAACCAAGGUAACGCAACGGAGGAUUGAAUGACGGUCACGAAGAGAAGGCUGAACCUCCCUUGUCAAUAAACAGUUUACAUGUACACCCAAACCUGUUUAGCUGUACUUGGUAUCUACGAGACUACUUUGGGUGUCAAGUCGGGGUCGACUUUUUUCUCAUGGUGAUGUUUUAAAUCACCUGCACUUUAGGAGCCAACCUUGCUUUUUAUACCCAAAGGUUGAUUUGAUAUACACGCUGUUUUGUCAACCUGAAGUUCGUGCUGAGUCAUAAAAAAUUCUGCUAUAAAGUUGUAAAUAAAAGAAUCAUGUAUUGUCUGACUUUCAUCUUAGUUCGAUGUAAACUACUUUUAUUUGACGACGUUUAUAGGACAUGUCGAUUUUCCUGCUGUAGAACCGAUUCUGCGUCAAGUGUACAUUUCUAAGGUGCUUUCUGUGUUCAGGAUAACCUCACGGAUUUGUUCAGUAUCUUCUACUGAAGAAUUUCAGCUCCAUUUUCAUAGCGCUACGAGAUGUGUUUUUCUUGGUCUUGCUCGGUAGCAAAACUGUUGUAAGGCGUUUACUGAUAAUUAAUCCAUUAUACAUUUCACUAGACAACUUAACAUUUUAGAUGAUAUUUUUAUGAAUAACAGUUACUAUUUAGAAUAGCAAUAGCCGCAACUUAGAUCUUUUCAUUGUUGACUCCAUCACCCAGACACAGCCUAUUACAUUACAAUGACCUCUAUCAACCGCUCAUAGAUAUUCAACAGAGACUACCUCUCCUUAAAUCCGAGUACUUCUUGAAGUUAGCUAACAUUCAUCCUGAUCUUAACUCGUAAAUGUCGUGGCUCAAGAGCAAUCGAGUUCAGGCUCUACCCUAUUUAUCCAUAUUUUGUACACAAUGGUAUACGGUUCAUAGAUAAAGCGCUUCAUAGCUGUGUUUGGGUGAUACUAUCACACAAGAGCGCCUUUCAGACUACAUUGUUAAGGCAUUCUCCCAAAAUCGUAGCGAAUAGUCGUUGAUGUACAUAGAAAUAAAUACUGAUCAUUCAAAUAAAAGCUUAACUUACAUAG